AUGUAUCGAUCAGAUCGAAGAAACGAUCAUCUUCAAUUGGAAUUAAAUUCUAGAAUCAACAAGCCUCUCAGAGGACAAGAAAGCGCAGACGAAAUCCGUCAGGACAGGCGAACCAGACGACAUGGACGACAGGAAGCAUUACCUCCCUUGAAUUUAGCAGACGACAGAGAAGGUCCUAGUGACUACUAUGGCGACAGAAGUCCAAGAUCGAGAGAUCAAUAUGACGAACGAGAUGAAGCCUCGAACAAUUAUCAUCAAACGGAGGAACGUCUUGAUCGUAGACGUCCGAACAGAUAUUCUGCCGCUGAGCGUCAGCGACGUCCCGAUGAAAUAUCAGAAAGUCCAAGGUACAAAGACUCUGAUGCAUAUGCUAACGAUUUAGGUGUGGACAGAAGAGUGUCGGAUCGCCGCCAAGAACCUCGUCUGCCGAUAAAAAUCGACAACGAAAGACGUUUUGAGCACGACAUUGCAGAACCAUCGACUCCGGAGUCAACCGUCGAUACUUAUCCACGAGGAGUGGGGAGGGUCAUUAAUAAAUUCGAAAAGAAGUUGGCAAAUCCUGGCGGGAAUCCGUCGUUCAGACGACAGGAGCGACAUGCAGACGAUAGUUUUUCUCCGGAGUCCAGCGGAAACUUUUCUCCUCGAAGCUUCGACAUCCGACAAGAUGAUGAGUUCCGUGGGAAUCCAGUCCGACGUACAGACAGUCGCAACCGAUACAACGAUGUAGGUAAACCAAGAGAUCAGGCAAUAGAGGCUUCAAAUUUUUUGGACGUUGCCACCCGGCUUCCGAAACGGGAACCCAGCAUCAUUAGAGAGGAGAGUCCCUACAAGCAUUCCAGACAAGACUCGGCAGCUUCGUCAAUUGUCUAUCCCCCAGUGGAAAAGCGACUGUAUCAAGAACUGAGACCUCCCGGAGCUAUUAGAGUAUAUCCAGAUCGAAAACGGGAUUCCGACCUCAGCGAAUUGGAUGAAGCAGUAACGGAAUUCCCGGGAUAUCCUUCCACUGAUAACAGACGCAUGCGUUUGGAAGAUAAAGCCGAUCUUUUGCGAAGGGACAUCAGACCGUAUGGAUCACCACAAACCCAAGUCAAUCCAGCUUUUGAUGGCUACAUCGACGAAGACGUUGAACUGGAUAUCGAUCCAUAUCGUGAGAAGACCAAACGGGUUUCCCCACGAGAGGAUUCCCCAGACUGGAAAAUCUAUUCCGGACGAGAGGAUCAACCUAGAGAAUAUGCAAACACAGGAGAUAACUAUGGUACCAGGGAAUUUCCCAGACCUAGGUCGUCCGAGUACAGCAAUUCUCCCCGAGAAGCAAUACAAAACUACGCACCAGUAAGGGUCCACAAAAAUUCCGAGGUGCGAGCAAUCGAGGAGCUUGAUAAGGUCAUUGAUUAUGCGGAUCAUCCAAGAAGUAAUUUUACGAUGUCUUCUACUAAGGCUAACGGAUAUUCCAACAUCCCAGAAAACUACAAAGUCUACGGACCAGCAAAUGAUGGACGUAGCUCGGUAUAUUCUUCAAGAUUGGAUACCAGCGUGGUCCGAAGUCGCAAAGAAACGCGACACCAGUCGCUUCAUCCUUGUAUGGUAUUUUUACUCAUUGUGGCUGGGAUGUUCAUCAUUUGGGACGCGGUGAACGAUUGGCUGUUUUUCAUACGGAAUCAGAAUUGGAUUUGCAGCUCUAACGUCAGCCUCUCCAGAGACCCAUACAACUUAACAUUCGGUAAUUUGUCAUUGGUAUGCGAUGAGAAACGUGAACUUUUUCGAGUCCUUGUCGUCAUCGCAACAGCUUGGGGCUCCCUGAUUUCAGUUCUACAAAUUAUCAACAUUAUGGUUACUAUGGUUACCGGAUUGCGUAGCGGGAAAGUUAGAGCAAUGUCCGGUCUUUCGGAACUUCUGCUAGCUAUUAUUCUUCGAGAGAUUCCUCAAAUGCUUCUGGUCCUGUUCUUGAACUUUCCUUGUGACUGUGGAGAGGAUGCUCGGCUGAUAACGACGCUUGUGAUCGGAGGCGGAUUCCUUAGCUCAGUGGUGCGAUUCUUGACUACGUUCCGUUCAUGUCUGGUGGCUCAACAACCAUCCCUAAGGGGGCGCCAUUCCCUGAAACAUAUGAAGAAGAGCAUAGCUUAG
Lottia gigantea (owl limpet) is the source of this 2124-nucleotide messenger RNA. RefSeq lists its product as hypothetical. NCBI's taxonomy places the organism in Eukaryota, Metazoa, Mollusca, Gastropoda, Lottiidae. The coding region runs from base 1 to 2124 and encodes 707 amino acids. The record is from RefSeq and is a predicted model, not a curated record. The transcript has 2 exons.